This is a messenger RNA of Chlamydomonas reinhardtii, 2525 nucleotides long. RefSeq lists its product as uncharacterized. The coding region runs from base 723 to 1304 and encodes 193 amino acids. Lineage: Eukaryota; Viridiplantae; Chlorophyta; Chlorophyceae; Chlamydomonadales; Chlamydomonadaceae. The transcript is spliced from 7 exons. Gene Ontology annotation, molecular function: protein binding. The record is from RefSeq and is a predicted model, not a curated record.
GUAGAAAAAUAGGCGGCAGGGAAAACUCGGCUGGAGCGAGAAGCGACCUCGCGAGUCCAUGGACAUCUUGACUUUCGCGAGGUCGCAAGGAAAGCAGCCCUGUCACGCGGAUUCCACAAAGGAAGAGUUGCCAACUUCAAACUUCCCCUUCGCACCCUUGUAGCCGUAGCACAGGCCAAACAAUUCUGAAGUCCGCCCAACCUUGCCCGUGUUAGGGGUGUGGGCCGGCUCCCACACCCCUAACGUUCAUAAUGGUUAAAAAUAGCACCCGUAAGGUGUCGCUGCGAAGCGUUUGCAAGGACGAGGCAACGCUCGCAGCAAACCGAGCCUGUACAAACCGACCCCGGCUAUGUCCGGGAGAUGAGGCUAGUAUCGGAACCUUCGGCCUCAGACGGAGGACGUGGCGUGGCGGCACAGCCCACUUUUCCCUUGAAAGGGAGAGCCACCUUUUCUUGUUAGUGGUUGGCCCAAAAGGUCCUGGGACGGGCCGUGGCGUGGAGCGUGGAUGAGUGUCCAAUCUGUGAGCGCCGGCAGUAGCACGGACCGCUUGAGCUCCUUCGCCAAGAUAAUUCAUUUCACACAUAUACCCCACCAUCAGCAGACUCUUCGCUCCUGUUGACUUGCAGUGCGACCGCUCGCCUUUCACGAAACGACGCUGACACAAUUUUCCUUCUUUCUCCUCGACGAAAGCUGAAAUUUAGACUGCCACGAAUUCAUUUGCAAUGGCGGUGGACUUGGGGAGAAUUCAGAAGGAGCUGAAGGAGAUCGAACGUGACACGGCGUCUGGAGUAACGGUGCAUUUGAAAAACAACUCGCUACAGCACUUGACAGGCUAUGUGCCCGGGCCAAAGGACACGCCUUACGAGGGCGGGCUGUUUGCGGUGGAGAUCAACCUGGACAACGGUUAUCCCUUCGUGCCACCCAAGAUGCGGUUCAUUAACAAGGUGUGGCACCCCAACGUGAGCAGCCAGAGCGGCGCCAUCUGCCUGGACAUCCUCAAAGACCAGUGGAGCCCUGCCCUGACGCUCAAGACGGCGCUGCUGAGCCUUCAGGCGCUGCUGUCCAGCCCGCAGCCAGACGACCCGCAGGACGCGGUGGUUGCCAAGCAGUACAUCAGCGACCACGAGACCUACAAGAAGACAGCCAAGUACUGGACGGAGGCGUUCGCCAACCCGAACGCCACGGCGCCCGAGGAGAAGAUCGCCAAGAUCGUGGAGAUGGGCUUCGACCGCGCCGCCGCCAUAUCGGCACUGCAGGAGGCGGGCGGGGACGAGAACGCGGCCCUGGAGAAACUGCUCGGGUAGCAGCGCGGCGGCGGGUGGGGAGGUGGCGGGGGUUGGGUGUGCAGCGGUGGCGGCGGCGGAGGGGGAUGAGGAGGAGCGGUGGAGCGGUGGCGGAGCGGUAAUGGUGGCAGCGUGGUAGCAGCAGCGCCCAACCUGAGGGCGGGAGCGGGUGAGUGGGAGUGUGAAAUGAGUUUGGAUGGAGCGGGGUGGAAGUGGAGUGGGGCGCUGGGCUGGGGGAGGUGGAGGUGGUGGUGGGUGGCCGGGGCGGGGCUGGCGUGUGCUUGCAGAGGAAGGGCGGGACAAGGAAGGUGGCGUGCGCCCGUAUGUGCCUGAAUGGCGGGGGGGCGGAUGUGUGACGGCGGUGGCAGCAGCCGCUGCAGUAGCGGCGUGGGGAUUCACGCGGAGCUGUCAUGAGGAGAGCAGGUCAUUGGCAACAGGAAGAACGAGGCAGGAGGCCAAGCUGUAGCAGAACGCGCCCCGCAAUCCUGGAAUCCACGGGGACAGGUUGGGGGCAGCAGCUAGCCGCGUGCGGAGCGGCAGAAGCAGCCGAGUGAGGCUAGGGUGGCUCGAAGCAGGCACACAUGACUGGUGCACUUUGCUCGCCCACGUGCUGCGUGUCGGGCAUGCGGUCAUGGGGCAUGGGCGGGUAGGAGGCACAUGCGCUGUUGUUCCGGGGGGGUAGCCAUCCAUGGGAUGGUGUGUAUCAAAUAUGAAGUGAAGUGCCGACGUCCAGAGGUACAGCGGGCACACGCGACGCAUUCCAUACCGUUGUUUCGCCAGCGGCAGGCACCCCGGGGGGGGGGGGGUUGCAAGGAUUGGUACAGAGAAGUGUAGCGAAGUAGACAGCAGGCGUGGUGGUGCGCGUACCGAUGACCGAGGGGGGAGCGGCGGACUGGCUGCAGGUGGCGAGGCCUGGCUGGGUCUUGAGCGGUGGCGGUGAGAGCGUUCGUGUGGCAGGGGUGAAGGUUUGUACCUGGCACUUCGUGUGGUGUUGCUCGCUGUUCGCACGCUCUACAUCAAGACAAAAGCUGGACAUGCAGGCGCGGGCUUUGUGACGCGGCUCAUGCGCGGAGGCCGGCAAUGGAGUGGUCGGGAAAUUGCCAUACUGGCAUACCUGUGAGGCGCUUUCAGUCAGGUACGGGGCUGGGCACGUGUGCUUGCGUUGCCACGCGGGCGGCUUGCUGGGCUGGCUGGUGUAAGCCAUUCAGCUGGCGGUGUUGGAGGCUGUAAUACGGUAAGCUA